This is a messenger RNA of Gloeophyllum trabeum ATCC 11539, 819 nucleotides long. RefSeq lists its product as uncharacterized. Gene Ontology annotation, molecular function: hexosyltransferase activity. The transcript has 3 exons. NCBI's taxonomy places the organism in Eukaryota, Fungi, Basidiomycota, Agaricomycetes, Gloeophyllales, Gloeophyllaceae. The record is from RefSeq and is a predicted model, not a curated record. Gene Ontology annotation, biological process: glycosphingolipid biosynthetic process. The coding region runs from base 1 to 819 and encodes 272 amino acids.
AUGCUCCGUUCCUUCUUCGCGACGCAGCCCCGCUCCACGUCCAAGCUCAUUCUAUGGUCCAACGGUGACCUGCUCCCGAACCCCAUACUCUCGAACUUCCUGUCGCGAUACCCCGAGUCGUUUGAGCUACGUGUGGUGGAUAUCCCGGAGCUGGCCAAGGGCACGGCUUUGGAGGGGACGAGCUACGUAAAUGGGGCUGGCGUGAAUGAUAAAAAGGCUUGGAUAGACGGUGACUUGAUCCGUCUGCUCGUGGUGUGGAACGAGGGCGGAAUAUGGGUUGACAUGGAUAUGCUUUUAACGAGGAGCCUCGAUCCCCUUUGGGAGCACGAGUUUGUUACGCAGUGGGAUUGUUACGACAAGCCCCUCCAGCCAUUCAACGGUGCUUUACUGUCCUUCCAUAAGCACUCACCCUAUCUAUGUCUCAUGUUCGAGAUAAUGAAGCUAUCCCCUGCACCGAGACCUGCGUCCACGGACUGGGGUUCACUGCUUUACCUGAAGACGUACCGGACCCUCCUUCACCUCUCCAUCCCACCUUUCCGCAUCCUCCCCUGGUGUUUCAUUGAUGGCGGGUCGUGCAGAUUGGACAAUCGCCUACCAGACCCGUUCGUGCUCGAUCGAGAUGGCCGCACGGACCCUGCGCGUAGGUGGUCGACCGAGUCUGGCGGGGACCUCGAUAAAGUGCUCGGCAUGGUGUUUGGCGUGCACCUGCAUAACCGGUGGGAAAAGGAGUUCCCCAGGGACGGGUGGGUGGACAGGUUGAUCCUGAAAAAGUUUGAUCGGGUGCUGGGGAGGAGAGACUCAGGGAGGGAGGAGUUAUGA